CCUUUGCUCUCUUUCGCGUGUAUCUGCGCGUCGAGCCUGGCAAAGGCGCUACUUCUCGAUCAUGGCCUCUAAUCGAGAGGAGCGCCGCCAAAUGCGGCAGCGCGGAGCUGCGACACGCAAGAUUAAAGAAGUCGAUUUUGGCUUCUCUUUUGGCCUGGCGCCUCCGCCCGAGGAGUCCUCGCAACCCGCGUCGCAACCCGCCAAUGUUGACAUCGCCUCCGCUCCCCCUCCACCCUUAGAAACCACCGGGGCUCCGCAACCAACACAGCCUCCGUUAUCACCUCCAGGAGAAAAUACAGUACCGCAACAAGCGACAAGUCAGCGAACGCCGGGGGGUGCGCGUAAUGCUCUUCCUCCGCGGCCCUCGACGUUCGACUUGGACGCGAACGAGGCUCCAGAACUUUCGCGGAGUGCCAAGAGGCAACGGAUUGAGCCUCCUAGCAGGAUACCGGUGGCCGCUGCCAGUGUAAACCCCGCCCAAACAGAACAGCCGACCGUGCAACCCCUCCAGAACGGUGAUAAAUCGGACGCCGUACCAGAAUCACGCGACGAACCAAAGGCGCAACCUUUGGCUGCAGAUAGAAUAUUGAGCCCAGAACAGCCGGCUCAAGAGGCGCCUCGGGCAACCCCUCCAACAGCCCCUCAAGCCCCUCAAGAAGCCCCUCAAGAACUUCCGAAAGGAGCUCCCACGCCUGCUGUUCCUGAAUUACCUGACAACCCAGCGUCCGGUCAGGAGAACCAGAACGAAAGGACAACCGAAAAUAAUGAUAAGUCAAGGAGUCCAUCGUCUCGAAAUGGGUCGCUCAGACCGAACGGGACGAAAUCUCCGCCCGGCGAUAAGACGAGGAGUAAGCGCAAGCGAAGAAGUACCAGCGCCGAUGAACCCCCGGCGCAGGAUGUCACGAAACCAGACACCGCCGUCGAAACUGCCCAACAAACAGAACAGGCCCCUGAACCAGAGAAACAAACCGCUGGCCCCGAAACAACUUCACCAAAGCCACAGCCUGCGAAACGCGCCCGAGGCCGACCAGCAGCUAAGGAUUCACGGAAAAAGACAACGCCUCCCGAAUCGCCAGAUGAGUCUCGAGAUGUUUCUGUGGGUGCAAAAGCUCCAACGCCCCCGCGACCGGUGCAAACACGGGGGGACCUGCCAACGGGAGACACACAGCAAACACGGACGGUGGACUUGCCUUCGGAGAACCUUCAAGGGUCCCAGAAUGCUCAGGUGAAUACGGAAGUCCCAUUGCCCCUGCGGCAGAGGCGAUCACGAAAAACACCCACCACAGAAGACUCUCAACAGACGCAGGCCUCGGAGGAUCUUCAGGAGACCCAGGAUGCUCAGGUGGAUGCGGAAGCUCCAGUACCCCCGCGGCAGAAGCGAUUACGAAAAACGCCUACGGGAGACGAUGCCCGACAAACGCAGGCUGCAGAGACACAGGCAGAAAAAGAUAUGCCCGCGACAAGAAAGGGAUCGCAACGCGAGAAACGGCCAGAUACCCGCCCAGGACCUCGCCGUUCAUCAUCUAUGCCCGCGCAUCAAGAGCCAGAAUCACAAACGACUUCCCCUGCUGAAGGCAGGCCAGAGACUACAUCGCCUCCGGCCAGAGGUAGGAGGGCUCGGGGCAAGAAUUCCAAGAGCCGCGACCCUACACCAGAAGCUCCUCGCACCACGAAGCAACGGGCAAAUAAGCAGCUUGACACCGAGACCCCCGAUGAUACUGAGCCGAAUGACACGACCAAGCGUGGAGAGCGUCAACCUCCAGCGAAGUCACAUGAGACACUCCCAGCGAAGCGCGCUGGCCGCCCCGCGAAGAGGACUCUCCAGGCCGCUGAGACUACAGAAGCUCCUCCCCGGAUUAUGAAAGACAAGAAGCGUCGACGAGAACCGGAACCGGAACUAGAAGCAGAACCAGAACCUGGGUCUGAACAGGUCCAAGAGGCGGAAGCCGAACCGGAAGCCGAACCGGAGCCCGAGCUGCCAACGGAGCCUGAGCAGCCUCCACCUACGAAGCGCAGACAGGGCAGACCGUCAUCGAAGAAAGACACCCAGCCAUCCGCACAGCCCGAAGAACCUGCUCCCGAACAACCUGCCGAGGAGCGUCCUCGGCCCGCACGGAAGCCCAGACAACCUCGUGGGGAGGCAAUCCCCGUCACUAUUCAUCGACUGGCAAAUGUGGCCACACUUGGAGGUGACACCGGGUCCCAAGGUGCAUCCGACGGAGAGGGAUCAGGUGACGAGCUCUCCACGCGCCAGAAAAUGAAGCUCCCAAGCAGGGGUGGCGUGAACGCAGCGGACGUGCUCAGCCAAAUUUGCCGAGAGACAUUGGAGAAAACCAUUGCGACACUCAGCACCGGAAUUGCCAACGAAGGCAACGCGUCGCGACGCUCGGAAUGGAUGCACAAGCGGAAGGCCGUCGAAGCAUACGGCUCAGAGCUCGAGGGCCGUCUCCUCGAGCUGAGCGACAUGCUCGACGGCAAUUUCACCCUGGGCACGCAGCUCAAACGAGCCAAGCGAGAGAUGAUCGACAUGCGGAGUCGGCUCUACCACCUCCGGGCGCAGCGGGAAGAUGUCGCCUUGCGUAUGGACGCCGUGCGCAAGAAGCACUCCGAGGAAGAAAGCGCAAACACCACCCGCUCCGCCAUCAACAACUCCCUCCACAGCCUCGACCUAGCCCUCGAGCGCAGCCAGAACCGCACCGCAGACGACGAAGUCAACACCCCAAUCCACACUGGCCCCUCAACCGCCGGUCUAGAAUUCAUGCUCCGCAGCGUUGCAGAGAACGUGAGCUCUCGCGCGCCCGGUUCUCAAGGCGGACUACUGAGCCAGAUGCGGGCGUUCAAUGCGCGGCUGGAAGCUGCUGCGCGGAAGCUAGAGAGCUGACCUGGCUUGCUUGACAUGUUCUUGAGUUCUUUGUCCUUGUGCUUGUUAUUGUCUUGUUGAAUACCCUGUCGCGAGUUCUUGUCUUGUCUUGUCUUGUCUUUAUUAGAGCAUAUGGGCGUGGGUUCGGAUUGAUUCUUGUGUAGUAUAUAGCUCUAGCAUUGAGACCGGGGUUAUGGCCGGUGAAUCAAAC
Aspergillus campestris IBT 28561 is the source of this 3071-nucleotide messenger RNA. RefSeq lists its product as uncharacterized. The record is from RefSeq and is a predicted model, not a curated record. The transcript has 5 exons. NCBI's taxonomy places the organism in Eukaryota, Fungi, Ascomycota, Eurotiomycetes, Eurotiales, Aspergillaceae. The coding region runs from base 62 to 2881 and encodes 939 amino acids.